Molecule: messenger RNA, 1973 nt
Organism: Morone saxatilis (striped sea-bass)
Lineage: Eukaryota; Metazoa; Chordata; Actinopteri; Moronidae
Product: retinal dehydrogenase 1-like
Exons: 14
Coding region: 102-1769 (555 amino acids)
Molecular function (GO): benzaldehyde dehydrogenase (NAD+) activity
Source: RefSeq, a predicted model, not a curated record
CGGCGGUACCCUGAUGCUUGAGUGCGGCAGGUAUAUAUAAAGCUGCUCGGCGGGUCUCCGGUCCACUGACGGUGAGAGAAAGGCGGACAGACAACUGCAACAUGCCCGUGACCGGAAUCCACCAGACCGGAGGAAACUCACCGGCUCCGUCUGCAGAGGGAAAGCAUGUCAACAUGAACUCCCAGUCCGACAGCGGCCACCAGCAGCAGCCUGGCAACGGGUGCAACCACCAGGGUCCAAACCAGAACCAUCAACCACAGCCUGCAGACGGACCUGAGACGCAGGCCCUGCCUACACCAAUCCCAGACCCCCACAUCCAGUACACGAAGUUGUUCAUCAAUAACGAGUGGCAUGAGUCCAGCAGCGGAAGAAAGAUUCCUGUGUAUAAUCCCGCCACAGGGAAGCUGCUGUGUGAAGUGGACGAGGCUGACCCUGAAGAUGUGGACAAGGCAGUGAGGAGUGCCAGAGCCGCCUUCCAGAUAGGGUCGCUGUGGCGUUCCAUGGACGCCUCAGACCGUGGUCAACUCCUUAACAGACUUGCAGACUUAGUGGAGAGAGACCGGCUACUACUGGCAACACUAGAGGCUCUGGACUCUGGCAAGGUGUUUCUCAUGGCAUAUUUUGUAGAUCUUGUGGCCACAAUCAAAACCUUGAGAUAUUACGGUGGCUGGGCAGACAAGAUUCACGGCAAAACCAUCCCUGUAGAUGGAGAGUAUUUUACUUACACGCGACAUGAGCCCAUUGGAGUAUGUGGCCAGAUCAUUCCUUGGAACUUUCCGGUGAUGAUGUUUGUGUGGAAGAUUGCUCCUGCUCUCUGCUGUGGGAACACUGUAGUCAUCAAACCUGCUGAACAGACCCCAUUAUCAGCGCUGCACAUGGCCGCUCUCAUCAAAGAGGCUGGGUUUCCUCCAGGAGUGGUGAACGUGGUGCCAGGUUACGGUCAGACAGCAGGUUGUGCCAUUUCCCACCACAUGGACAUCGACAAAGUUGCCUUCACCGGAUCCACUGCUGUUGGGAAGCUCAUCCAGAAGGCUGCAGGUGAAAGCAACCUGAAAAGAGUUACAUUAGAACUCGGUGGAAAAAACCCAAAUAUUGUGUUUGCAGACUGUGACUUACAGUACGCAGUGGAGCAGGCCCACAGUGGUCUGUUCUUUAACCAGGGCCAGUGCUGUCUGGCUGGAUCCAGGGUGUUUGUAGAGGAGCCGAUCUACGAGGAGUUCGUCCGUCGCAGUGUAGAGAAGGCCAGAUCAAAAGUCCUGGGAAACCCAUUACUGCCAGGGGUAGACCAAGGACCACAGAUUGACCAGAAGCAGUUCGAUAAGAUAAUGGAGCUGAUUGAGAGCGGGAAGAGGGAGGGAGCCACGCUGGAGUGCGGGGGGUCCGCGUGGGGUCAGCAGGGACUUUUCAUCCAACCCACCGUCUUCUCAAAUGUCACAGACGAUAUGCGCAUUGCCAAAGAAGAGAUUUUUGGUCCAGUGCAGCAGAUCAUGUGUUUCCGUAGCAUCCAUGAAGUCAUCCAGAGAGCCAACGCCACACACUACGGCCUGGCAGCAGGAGUGUUUACUACCAACAUCGACAAAGCCCUCACGGUCUCCUCUGCUCUGCAGGCUGGGAUGGUCUGGGUGAACUGCUACAAUGCCAUGAGUGUUCAGUGUCCCUUUGGCGGCUUCAAGAUGUCUGGGAAUGGGAGAGAACUGGGGGAAUACGCUCUUCAGGAGUACACUGAGGUCAAGGCAGUCACCAUCAAAAUCUCACAGAAGAACUCAUAAUACUGUCAUAUAACUGGACUGACUGUUUCCUGCCACCCCAUGGCUUCAGAUCCUCCACACACAUUUUAUAAUAAUACUCAUAUGGCACCCGGAUGUUUUGAAGGCAUCUGUGUCCUUUAUUUCUCUCAUUCCUCCUGAGAUAUUUCUAUUUUUUCAACCUCUUAUCAGUGUCCUGUCUCUUUCUCUUGAUAUUUCUGUGUCAGU